Molecule: messenger RNA, 2739 nt
Organism: Neurospora crassa OR74A
Lineage: Eukaryota; Fungi; Ascomycota; Sordariomycetes; Sordariales; Sordariaceae
Product: DRAP deaminase
Exons: 2
Coding region: 273-1694 (473 amino acids)
Biological process (GO): pseudouridine synthesis
Molecular function (GO): pseudouridine synthase activity; RNA binding
Source: RefSeq, a predicted model, not a curated record
GACUUUCGUAUCUUUCAUUUUCCAAGACCAUUUCCGAGAGCCACUUCCGGGCGACUCGAACACGCCCUUAACACAACACAACACCAUCACGUCCGAUUCAUUACGUCCCGCUGGAGAUCCGGCCCUCCAUCCUCCCUUUACUGUCUUGUCUGUCGACAACCAAGCAAGCCAUCGCCACCCUGGCUUCUUGUCGCUCCACCGCUGCUGCAUUGCUCGCGCCAUUCGCAUCAAUAACAUCGCUGUCACGAUUGCUCCCACGCACGAGACAGAAGAUGGCGGCCACAGUCGCGACAAGACUCGUCAAUGACAAUGAGACACCACCCCUUACCCCCAACCCUACGUCGGUUGUUGAAGUGUCGGAUGCGGUGACCAUGUCUCCGGCCGCUGAACCUCCCGCUGUUGCGAUCACUCCGUCCGAUCCCUGGCCCCGGCCCUACUUUGUCGAAGAUGGCCUUCGCCGCGUCGUGCCGUACCAUUACACCUACAACACGUGGUGCAAGGAGCGUUGGCGCGGUCGCAAGCUGAUGGAAAUAUUUGAGGUCGAGUUCCGGGACCGGCCGGCCGAGUAUUACCGUAACGCCGUUGAGACCGGCCUAGUUGUCGUCAAUGGCAAGGCCGUCGGUCCCGAACACGUCCUCAAAAAUGGUGACCUCAUCUCCCAUACCACUCACCGUCAUGAGCCUCCCGUCACAGCCGAGCCCAUUCGCGUGAUUCACGAAGACAAUGAUCUGAUUGUCAUCAACAAGCCGUCCGGUGUCCCCGUCCACCCCGCUGGCCGCUACAACUACAAUUCUGUUGUCGAGAUUAUCAAGUCCGAGAGGGGACCUGGUUUCUUACCGCGUCCUUGCAACAGACUUGACCGGCUCACCAGCGGUAUCAUGUUUCUUGCCAAAAGUCAGCACGCGGCCGAACGUCUCGUUGCUCAAAUUUCUCAACGCAGUGUCCGCAAGGAGUACAUCGCCAGGGUUGUUGGCAGGUUUCCCGACGGUGAAGUGGUUUGCGAUCAACCCAUCCUUCAGAUUUCCCCCAAACUAACCCUCAACCGUGUGCGCGCCAACGGCAAGGCGGCCCGAACCGUUUUCAAGCGCCUGGCCUAUUAUCCUCCCGUUGACCCUCCUACCAAGGGUCAGACCGAACAACCGGCUAUGCCGGACGCAGAGCAAGCGGCGCAGAGGAGGGGCGAAGGAGAGGGAUAUUCCAUUGUCCGCUGUCUUCCCGUUACCGGAAGGACUCAUCAAAUCCGGGUUCAUCUCCAAUUCUUAGGUCACCCCAUCCAGAAUGACCCGAUCUAUGCCAAUCAAAAGGUUUGGGGGUUUGAUCUCGGCCGUAACGAUGCCGACGCAGCUCGAAACAGUGACGAGGAUAUCAUCUCCCGUCUCUCUCGGAUGGGCAAAGAGGACAUUGCUGAUGCGGUUGCCUAUUAUGACGAGAUGGUGGACAACUACCAUAGGAAGAAGGCGGAAAAGAUGUCUGGCCAACUUUGUGACGUUUGCCGGACACCGCUCUAUACAGAUCCUGGCGAGCAAGAGCUUUCGCUCUGGCUUCACAGUCUCAGAUAUGAGGAUGCUGAUGGAGCAUGGAGCUAUGUGAGCCCCUUACCCGCCUGGGCCUUACCCCCGAGUGGUAUGACCGGACCGACAGAGGUAGGCGGAAUGGAUGAUCUUGUAAGCGCUGUCGAUGCAAGCUCAACAUAAAGAGAAAACCUCGCGGAGGAUAUUGAUGACCCGGGCCGUGCCCGUGGCUUGUUCCUCGGAACAGUAACCUUUGGUUACACUCUUGAGGAGAUGGUUUAGGCAAACUGCCGAGUUGUGGCUUGAGAGAGUCAUUGGCCAACUCACUACUGCGAGGUUGUGCCUCGCCUGGGAUUCUGGUAAGGACCAACAAGUACAUGAGCACUGAAGACGAUCUAUUGCAGAUUAACACUAUCUUUUCACCGUGACCUCCGUGCUGGUGGGGACUACGAGGUCGAGGAAUGGUUCCAGAAGUAGAUCAAUGAUGUUGCAACGUGUGGGGUCGAUACUGCCUCUAAUUAGUAGUAAUUAGUGCCUGUUUGUUCUGUGCUUGCAACUGAGCGCAUGCACUACAUAGGUUAGUAAGGUCUCAACUAUAUACUCUCACCGCGCGCAAACUCUUCUCAACACGCUACUAUGUUGUUUCCUGAAGCCAUAUCGCUGUCCCACGCCCGUGCGUUUCCGACAGACAUACUCAACUGCCUAACAAGUGGCCCCCAAGUCUCGAAACGUAUCCCAUCGGACCUCGGACAGGAUGGAAAGCGUGGGUCCCCAGGGUGUGCGACAAAGUUCAUAUUUGCACCAAAACAUACCAGAUAGUGCUCGAUCCGUUUCUCCAAUACCUCGCCUCCUUUCCCAUGUCUUGUAGCCGCCGUCGCUUUAAGGGGAUAUUGGCUCGGGCUUCGGUCUUUGGGUAGUCUACACUAGUCUAGCCCUUCGCGCACUAACGUUACGCAGUUACGUAGUAAGGACGUUGGGUUGAAAUGACUUUUCAAGUAGAGAAAUGCAAAAGGUACUGUGUUUCAAGCCUGCACAUAUAGUGAAGUUUGUUAGAUGCUGUAAUAGCGAUAACAAAAAGGGCUUGAAUCUCAAGUUAUUUGAUAGAAGAGGAGAAAUGGAAACUAGCGCGGCCUAAAUACCUAGGAAGGGAGUGCAGGUAAAUAGGAAAGUUCAAUAGAUAUAUAGCUUAGAGUAUAGAUUUUUAAUAAAUAUAGAAAAUCUAUAAGGC